AUUAGAAUAACAGCCUAUAUAUCCCGUAUCUAGUAGUAUACCCCCACGUAACGACGUCCCUCAAGGUCACAUUGAAACUCAGAGGUGGAGGCGGGGAGAGUUGUGCUCCGUACGGAGAUAAAGAUUACCUAGGCUAUGAUAAUGAGCAUCUUCACGUCCCCCUCAUACUCAUAGUCUAGUUGAGAGAGAUACGCAUACGAUGGAGUUUAAAGGACAAAAACUGCCGCCUACCCCUAAGUUAGGCGACACCGCCAUCGUAGACGAGAAGCCUCUUAUAGUCGAACAAGAAAGCGAACCUCAUACCCAUGCGAGAAUUAAGAUGGAUCCUAAGGAGAAAGCCUUGGUGCGCAAGCUUGACCUCUAUAUAAUGCCAACCAUCUGUGUCAUGUACUUCCUUAACUACGUUGAUCGUAACGCCAUCGCACAAGCUCGUCUAAAUCACUUCGAGCGCGAUCUCAACAUGGCAGGUAAUGAAUUCAAUACUGCAGUCAGCAUCCUCUUCGUCGGAUACGUACUCAUGCAGGUACCGAGCAACAUGUUGAUUACACGCAUCAAGCCCGGAAUCUAUAUGUCUGGGUGUAUGUUUGUCUGGGCCGUGGUGUCUACAUGUACAGCUGCUGUCAAGAAUUAUAGAGGCCUCGUAGCUAGCAGGUUCUUCUUGGGAAUCGCAGAGGCACCGUUCUACCCCGGCGCCACGUACAUUCUGGCGAUUUAUUAUACGCAUAGUGAGAUGGCCACACGCGUCGGCCUCAUGUAUUGCGGACAACUCCUCGCAACCGGGGUCACUGGCUUAAUCUCGGCCGGUGUCUUCGCCGGGAUGGAUGGGCUUCGAGGAUUAGCAGGUUGGCAGUGGCUCUUCCUCGUCGAAGGCGCCUUCACCGCAUUCGUCGCCGUGCUCGGAUUUUGGCUUCUACCAAACACGCCAGACGACACACAUUGGCUGAGUGCCGAGGAGCGCAAGUUAGUACGGGCUCGUAUAGAGCGCGACAGGAUUAGCGAUGCCCUCGGCGAGGCCAGUGCAUGGGAUGGCCUCAAGCAGGCUUUCGGAGACAAGAGGACAUGGCUCUUUUGCUUUAUGCAAAUGUUCCAUCUGUCGGCUUGUUCUUUUAAUGCUUUCUUUCCGACUGUCGCCAAGACGCUCGGAUAUAACACCACAGUAACGCUCCUAUUGACAUGCCCGCCGUUCGUACUCGCAGGAGCUGGCAGCACUAUAGUUGGUUGGAGUUCCGGGAGACUAAACGAGAGGACGCGGCAUAUCACUAUCACACUAUCCAUCGCAAUCGUUGGAUUCAUCAUAGCAGCCAGCACGCUUAACACGGCGGCACGUUAUGUUGCCUGUUUCAUUUUCCCCGUCGGCGCUUUCUCUGCCAACUCCGUCGUUGUCGGCUGGGCGUCAUCGACCCUAAGCCAGACAGAAGAGAAGAGAGCCGUCGUUCUUGCGAUAACCAAUGUCUUUGGUCAUAUCGGAUAUAUAUACGGUGCGUAUCUAUGGCCAGAUAGCGAUGAACCUCGAUACGGUAUUGGCUUCGGGGCUUCCGCAGGCUUCGCGCUCCUUUCUAUAUGUUGCGCUUGGGUAGUCCGCAUGUUGCUGAUUCAGGAAAACAAGAAGAUCCGAGCAUCGACUACGGGGAAUGUGAACGUGUACAGCUACUAGAAAAUGUAUAAGAACUUUAUGUUAAUUAUAAACUUCAUAAUACGAAGC
Messenger RNA from Annulohypoxylon maeteangense, 1702 nucleotides. Its product is annotated as MFS transporter. Gene Ontology annotation, biological process: transmembrane transport. NCBI's taxonomy places the organism in Eukaryota, Fungi, Ascomycota, Sordariomycetes, Xylariales, Hypoxylaceae. The transcript is spliced from 7 exons. The coding region runs from base 200 to 1654 and encodes 484 amino acids. Gene Ontology annotation, molecular function: transmembrane transporter activity. Gene Ontology annotation, cellular component: membrane. The record is from RefSeq and is a predicted model, not a curated record.